Messenger RNA from Eucalyptus grandis, 3825 nucleotides. RefSeq names its product ABC transporter B family member 9. Gene Ontology annotation, cellular component: membrane. Gene Ontology annotation, molecular function: ATP hydrolysis activity; ABC-type transporter activity; ATP binding. The coding region runs from base 1 to 3825 and encodes 1274 amino acids. NCBI's taxonomy places the organism in Eukaryota, Viridiplantae, Streptophyta, Magnoliopsida, Myrtales, Myrtaceae. The record is from RefSeq and is a predicted model, not a curated record. The transcript is spliced from 12 exons. Gene Ontology annotation, biological process: transmembrane transport.
AUGAACAAAGACGAAAAUUCAUCGGAGCUACCACGAGGUGGCGAUCGAAAUAAAGGGAAUGAGCAGAAAGUGUCCUUCUUUAAGUUGUUUGUCUUCGCGGACCGCCUGGAUGUCCUUUACAUGGUUGUCGGUAGUGUGGCCGCCAUAGCAAACGGGCUCUCGCAGCCUCUCCUAACAAUCAUAUUCGGCGAGAUCAUCCAAUCUUUCGGCUCCACCAACCGUGAUCACAUUGUUAAGGAAGUCUCGAAGGCGGCCGUCUGGUUUUUGUACUUGGCUCUCGGUUCGGCAGUCGCUUCUUUUCUCCAGGUAGCUUGUUGGAUGAUUACUGGAGAGAGGCAAGCGACGCGGAUUCGAGGCUUGUACCUGAAAACAAUACUCAGACAAGACAUUUCCUACUUUGACACCGAAACAACGACUGGAGAAGUCAUUGGGAGGAUGUCAGGAGACACCAUUCUCAUUCAGGAUGCAAUGGGGGAAAAGGUUGGAAAAUUUGUACAACUCAUGACGACAUUCUUAGGAGGUUUUGUAGUUGCUUUUACGAGAGGCUGGCUUCUCUCCUCGGUUCUUCUCUCUUGCAUUCCUCUCAUUGUGAUUGCUGGAGGGGCUAUUUCAUUGAUCAUGUCUAAAAUGACAAGUCAAGGACAGAUUGCCUAUGCAGCAGCUGGAAAUGUUGUGGAACAGACAGUCGGGGCCAUUAGGACUGUUGCAUCCUUCACGGGUGAAAAGAGAGCGCUAGAAAAGUAUGACAGCAAGCUGGAAGUUGCAUAUAAAUCUACCGUGAACCAAGGGCUUGUCUCAGGCAUAGGACUUGGAGUUAUUAUGCUAAUUGUGUUGUGGACUUAUGGACUUGCCGUGUGGUAUGGAUCGAAAUUAAUCAUAGAGAAAGGAUACAAUGGUGGGAAAAUCAUCAAUAUCAUAACAGCCCUCUUGGUUGGAGGAAUGUCGCUGGGCCAGACAUCUCCUUGCCUAAAUGCAUUUGCAUCAGGACAAGCCGCAGCGUACAAGAUGUUUGAGACCAUUGAACGAAAACCACUUAUUGAUUCCUAUGACACCUCAGGAAUGAUAUUGGAAGAUAUAAAAGGCGACAUUGAGCUUAGGAAUGUUCAUUUUAGGUACCCUGCGAGGCCAGAUGUGCAAAUCUUUGCUGGAAUUUCUUUGAAAGUCCCGAGCGGCAAAACGGCAGCUCUAGUCGGUCAAAGUGGCAGUGGGAAAUCCACAGUGAUCAGCUUGCUCGAGAGAUUCUAUGAUCCUGAUUCUGGUGAAGUACUUAUUGACGGCAUCAAUUUGAAGGAUCUUCAGCUUAAAUGGAUCAGGGAGAAAAUUGGAUUAGUGGGUCAGGAACCGGUCUUGUUUUUAACUACGAUAAGAGAGAACAUAGCCUAUGGAAAGGAAAAUGCAACUGAUGAGGAAAUCAGACAAACGAUUCAACUUGCCAAUGCUGCAACAUUUAUUGACAAGCUGCCGAAGGGGCUUGACACAAUGGUAGGAGAGCAUGGAACACAAUUAUCUGGUGGACAAAAGCAGCGAAUCGCCAUAGCAAGGGCCAUUCUAAAGAACCCGAGAAUCCUCCUACUUGACGAAGCAACAAGUGCGCUUGAUGCAGAGUCAGAACGAGUCGUUCAAGAUGCCUUGGAGAAUGUUAUGACAAACCGAACUACUGUUAUAGUCGCACAUCGCUUGACAACCAUCAGAACUGCAGACAUCAUUGCAGUUGUGCACCGUGGCAAAAUAGUGGAGCAAGGAACUCACAAAGAGCUGAUCAGAGACCCCGAGGGGGGCUAUUCGCAGCUUAUCCAUUUGCAAAAAGGAAAUAAAGCCACUGAAGAGAAACUUGGCCCAGUAGAUACUAAACUGGAUGCAAGUUUUGAAGUCAACAAGGCACCGGUUAGAACCAUUAGCAGAAAUGCAUCUGGUAGACCAUCCAUGAGAACAUCUAUAAGCAGAGGUUCAUCAGGAAGCCGCCACUCCUUUGCUCUCAGCUUUGAUGUUCCUGGUCCAAUUACUCUCAUUAGGAUGGGUGAAGAGGAGGAACAGAACGAGAGAACUGAACUGGACAAUGAGAAGCGUCAGAGUGUAUCCAUCAGACGUCUUGCAUAUUUGAAUAAGCCUGAGUUUCCGUUACUGGUUCUUGCAUCCCUUGCUGCCUCAGUACAUGGAGUGGUGUUUCCAAUAUCUGGACUCUUGUUGUCCUCUGCUAUUAAAAUGUUCUAUGAACCUGCUGACCAACUGAAGAGAGAUUCCAAAUUCUGGGCACUCAUUUAUGUCGGUCUGGGAUGCAUCAUUUUAGUAUUCGUGCCGAUUCAGAACUAUCUUUUUGGCAUUGCUGGUGGCAAGUUAAUUAAAAGGAUACGGUACAUGACUUUUCAGAAAGUUGUACACCAACAAAUUAGUUGGUUUGAUAAUCCUGCUAACUCAAGUGGUGCAGUUGGUGCGAGAUUGUCUACUGAUGCAUCAACAAUGCGGAGUAUAGUUGGAGAUGCAUUAGCUCUGAUUGUCCAAAAUGUAGCAACAGUCAUGGCCGGAUUGCUCAUAGCAUUCAUAGCAAACUGGAUAUUGGCUUUCAUAGUUAUUGCAGUGUCGCCUUUGAUACUCGCUGAAGGAUUCAUCCAAGCUAAAUUCUUGCAGGGGUUCAGUGCAGAUGCCAAGGAGAAGUAUGAGGAAGCUAGUCAAGUGGCGAACGAUGCGGUCGGUAGCAUCCGCACGGUGGCAUCCUUUUGUGCGGAGAGCAAGGUGAUGGAUUUGUAUGAAGAGAAAUGUGAUGGCCCAAAGGAGCAGGGAGUCCGGCUUGGGCUUGUGAGUGGGAUUGGAUAUGGCUUCUCCUUCCUUGCGAUCUACUGCACAAAUGCGUUCUUGUUCUACAUCGGAGCUAUACUGGUGCAACAUGGGAAAGCAACCUUUCCAGAAGUUUUCAAGGUGUUCUAUGCUUUAACUAUUUCAGCGUAUGGGGUUUCCCAGAGCAGCACGUUGGCCCCAGACACUAACAAGGCCAAAGAUUCAGCUGCUUCUAUCUUUUCAAUUUUGGAUAGCAAGCCUCAGAUAGACUCUAGCAACGAUGAAGGAAUUGUGCUCGAGAAUGUAACUGGAAAGAUAGAGUUGGAACAUGUCAGUUUCACAUAUCCAACAAGACCAGACGUCCAAAUCUUCAAAGACUUGUCCUUGACCAUCCCCGCCGGCAAGACGGUUGCUUUAGUUGGAGAAAGCGGCAGUGGGAAAUCGACAGUGAUCAGUCUCUUAGAGAGAUUCUAUGAUCCUGAUUCUGGCCAUGUGUUCUUAGAUCGUGUGCUGAUUCAAAAGUUCAAGCUGAGUUGGCUGAGACAACAGCUGGGUUUGGUAGGCCAAGAGCCUAUACUCUUCAAUGAAACACUCCGUGACAACAUUGCUUACGGUAAACAAGGUGGCGCCUCUGAGGAUGAGAUCAUUGCCGCCGCAAAGGCAUCAAAUGCACACAACUUCAUAUCUUCCCUGCCUCAAGGUUAUGAUACAUCAGUUGGGGAGCGAGGAGUGCAAUUAUCGGGGGGACAGAAACAGAGGAUAGCUAUUGCUCGGGCCAUUGUGAAGAAUCCUAAGAUACUUCUGCUUGAUGAAGCGACGAGUGCGUUGGAUGCAGAAUCAGAGAGCAUUGUGCAAGAGGCACUAGACAGGGUUAUGGUGAAUCGGACAACUGUAGUUGUGGCUCACCGCCUUACGACGAUAAAGAAUGCGGACAUAAUUGCGGUUGUAAAGAAUGGAGCCAUUGCCGAGCAGGGAAGGCACGACACUCUGAUGAAGAUACCUGACGGCGCUUAUGCGUCGCUGCUGGCACUUCACGCAAGUGCGUCAAAGUGA